This is a messenger RNA of Penicillium soppii, 1353 nucleotides long. RefSeq names its product nicotinate phosphoribosyltransferase. The transcript has 5 exons. The record is from RefSeq and is a predicted model, not a curated record. The coding region runs from base 1 to 1353 and encodes 450 amino acids. Gene Ontology annotation, biological process: NAD+ biosynthetic process. Lineage: Eukaryota; Fungi; Ascomycota; Eurotiomycetes; Eurotiales; Aspergillaceae. Gene Ontology annotation, molecular function: nicotinate phosphoribosyltransferase activity.
AUGGUCCAAGGCGUAGCCCCGCAGGGCAUCGUCUCCCUCUUAGACACGGAUCUGUACAAGCUGACCAUGCAAUGCGCGGUCCUCAAGUACUUCCCGGAUGUUUCUGUGACCUACAGCUUCACGAAUCGGACCCCGCACAUGAAAUUGCAUCGCGCGGCUUACAAAUGGCUACUGAAACAGUUGGAUUAUCUGGCUGAAAUCCGCGUCACUGCCGAGGAGCGCGAAUUCCUCCGCCAAAAGUGCCCCUACCUAAAUGACGCAUACCUCUCCUUCCUAGAGACCUUCCAGCUCAAGCCUUCCGAGCAUGUUGAGGUCAAGUUUACUCCGACACAAGAUACGGGCAGCGACGAUGACGAGGGCAACGUGGAAUACGUCAUCAAGGGACUCUGGCUCGACACGAUCCUGUAUGAGAUUCCUCUGCUUGCGCUGACCAGCCAGGCGUAUUUCAUGUUCAGUGAUACGGACUGGGAUUACGAGAACCAGGAAGAGAAGGCAUACCAGAAGGGCUGUACUUUGCUGGAGAAUGGAUGCGUGUUCUCCGAAUUUGGCUCCCGACGCCGGCGAGACUACCACACACAAGACUUAGUCAUGAAUGGACUUUGUCGCGCCGCGGAGGAAGGAAAGAAGCAGGGCUGGUCGGGUGUUAUGGCCGGAACGAGCAAUGUGCACUUUGCCAUGAAAUACAAUAAGGCUGCAGUUGGUACUGUGGCGCAUGAAUGGUACAUGACCAUUGCGGCUAUCACGGAUGACUAUGAGAACGCCAAUGAGCUGGCGCUGAGCUACUGGCUCGGAUGCUUUGGGGAGGGAGUCCUUGGAAUCGCGCUUACCGAUACCUUUGGCACGCCGGCUUUCCUUGAUGCGUUCAGCAAGCCCGUUUCUGGGCCAAAUGAGAAGGCUGGUGCCCGCUCAACUAUGACUUACGCUCAGAGCUAUACCGGUGUCCGCCAAGACUCAGGAGACCCAGCACACUUUGUCCAGAUGGUCCGAGAAUUCUAUGACCGUCAGGGUAUUACCGACAAGAAGACCAUAGUUUUCUCGGACUCACUGGACAUUGAGCACUGUCUGGAGUACAAGGCCAUUGCCGAAGAGGCUGGAUUCAACCCUACCUUCGGAGUAGGAACCUUCUUUACCAAUGACUACACGCAAAAAACCACUGGGGAAAAGUCCAGGCCUCUCAACAUUGUUAUCAAGAUCGCCACUGCAAAUGGAAGUCCUGCAGUCAAGCUCAGUGACAACCUGGGAAAGAACACAGGCGAUCACGCCAAGGUUCAGGAAGUUAAGAAGAAGCUGGGAUAUGUCGAGUACUCGUGGGAAGAGGGCGAUGAGAGCCGUCGUUGGACAAAGCAAGCUUAA